Xenopus tropicalis (tropical clawed frog) is the source of this 1783-nucleotide messenger RNA. Its product is annotated as urokinase plasminogen activator surface receptor-like. The transcript is spliced from 7 exons. The record is from RefSeq and is a predicted model, not a curated record. NCBI's taxonomy places the organism in Eukaryota, Metazoa, Chordata, Amphibia, Anura, Pipidae. Bases 308 to 1210 code for a protein of 300 amino acids. Gene Ontology annotation, cellular component: extracellular region.
UUAAUAUGAUAUAAUCUGUUGGAUAAGUAUCUAUUCUGGGGGUAUAGCUUUCCCUUUAGCUGACCAAGUUUGUCCAAGACUUAUUGCGCCAUGUCGGUUGCUUCAGUAAGGAGCAGGAUCACCUGUCAGGCCCAGACAUGUUGGUAUCAAUAUCCCCACCAUCGCCCAGUUUCCCUGCUUUCACCCCUCCCUCAUCCUCCCAUGCACAGAGUAGCAGGACCUGUUUAUAAAGCUACAUGGCAGUUAGUUUGGGAGUAGAACCUGCCGCAGCCCAUUCCAAAGAGACACCGCCAGAACACACGCCGUCAUGAAGCUUCCUCUCCUGUGCAGCAUCGCCGGUGCCCUCCUGUCUGUAGUUUUCUCCCUAACCUGCUACCAUUACAAUGGGGCUGCCGAUCACGCUCUGGGCCAGCAGAAGCUCACAGAAUGCAAGAACAGCCAGCGCUACUGCAGCUCCUCUCUCAUCACAUACAGCGGCCAGCUGUACCUGAAGGUUCUAGUGAAGGGCUGCACUGACGAUGAGGAGGGUGCCUGCAACAAAACUGCCACGGCCAACAUGAAGGACCUCGAGAGCCAACACAUCAAACUUUGCUGUGAAACAGAUCUGUGCAACAAGGAACUGGAACCAGAUUUGGGGCCCGAUGCACAGAAGUGGGGUACUGAAUGCCUGGCAUGUAAUGGACCUCCCACGGAAUGCGGUGGGGGUGGCCUUCCAGGCCUGCGAUGUAAAACAUCCCAGUCUAGUUGCAUCCAAGUCUCAAUAGCUACGGCUGUGGAAAAAGAAUCCUAUAAAGUCAUGAUAAAGAGCUGCAGCAAUAGCUCCGUCUGCCCAGGAAUGGCUGCGUUUAGCAACGGCCAGAACCCUGUGACCUAUGUCUCCCACCAUGAGUGCUGCACUGGCACACACUGUAACAACGGCCACUUCAUAGACACAGAGCCGGGAUCAGAGAAUGGGCUGGAGUGCUACUUCCAAUCGUCACACCAGACUGUCAACAAAAUGGCCUGUAGGGGUGAAAUGACCCAAUGCGCAGAUCUAAUAGGAGCCUCUCCAGACAACAUUCUAAUGAGUGGAUGUGCCACCCAGGCCUUCUGCCAGGGCCUCUACCCACAUUUCCCUUUACCAGGAUGGAAAAGUACAUCGUGCUGCUCUAAAUCGCUGUGUAACCAUAGCAAUAGCACCGGUCCACCAACUGGAGCAGCAGGACCCUGACUAAAGAGAGAGGACAAUGAAAAAUGAAAAUGUGUCUUAUAUGAUGAACUUUCUGGAAGUAAUUUUUCAGCGUAGCCGCGCUCUCCUGCAGUGGAGCUGUACCUGGGGGUAUCUUGGCUCUGUCUAGCCCCUUCAAAUAGUCACACCCCUGCUCUGCCCAGCCAUUUGUGCUUUUCUAUGGCAUUGGUGCUAUUAACUGACAGUGGACAAACAACCUGAUACUAUGGGUCAGGGGGUGUAAAAUCAGAAUGACUCCCAAAAAAUACUUGAAGUCUGUGCUGGCACCUAGCAUUGCCCUUGCAUGGGGUAGGACCGGAUUUAAAGAUAGUAUGUGCCCCUAGAUCAUUUGCAGGGCCCCCCUGCUUUGCUCACACCCCCCCAUCCCGCUCACAUCCCCCCUCCCAAGUUCCACGCCCCGCCUCCCUGCUCACACACAUCUACCGCCUGCUGCUACUGAUCUCUGGCACCUCUACCACCAGUUCAUAUGCUCUUUGGAUGGCAUGCCGCCCCCAGAUUUCUCCCGCUCUAGGCCCGGCCUUUGUGGCCUACCCACAAAUCCGGGCCUGUAAAGGG